This is a messenger RNA of Echinops telfairi (small Madagascar hedgehog), 1614 nucleotides long. RefSeq names its product 7-alpha-hydroxycholest-4-en-3-one 12-alpha-hydroxylase. Lineage: Eukaryota; Metazoa; Chordata; Mammalia; Afrosoricida; Tenrecidae. Gene Ontology annotation, molecular function: iron ion binding; sterol 12-alpha-hydroxylase activity; heme binding. The record is from RefSeq and is a predicted model, not a curated record. The coding region runs from base 41 to 1546 and encodes 501 amino acids. The transcript has a single exon.
CAAUCAGUGUGUCCACAGCCGAGCCUGAAGGAGCGCAAGCAUGGUGCUCUGGGGUCUCGUGCUGGGUGCCCUGCUGGUGGCCGUCCUGGGGUUCCUGAGCCUGCCGGGGCUGUUCCGACAACAUAGGCCCCAGGAGCCCCCUCUGGACAAGGGCCCUGUGCCUUGGCUGGGCCACGCCAUGGCUUUCCGGAUAAAUAUGGUUGAGUUCUUGAGACGGAUGCAGGCCAAGCAUGGGGAUGUGUUCACCGUGCUGCUCGGUGGCCAGUACUUCACCUUCGUCAUGGACCCUUUAUCCUUUGGUCCUAUUCUGAAGGACACCCAGAGAAGACUGGACUUUAUCGAGUACGCCAAAGAACUCGUGCUGAAGGUUUUUGGAUACAAGCCGCUAGCGGAGGACUACCACAUGAUACACUCGACCAGCACCAAGCACCUGAUGGGGGGCGGCUUAGAGGAGCUCAACGAGGUCAUGCUGGACACCCUGUCCUUGGUCAUGCUGGGGCCAAAGGGCCGGCGUCCGUCGGCCAGCGGCUGGCGUGAGGACGGCCUCUUUCACUUCUGCUACAACACCUUGUUCAAAGCGGGCUACCUGAGCUUGUUCGGCCGGACGCCAGACGCGGCUCAGGACCUGCUGGAGGCCGAGGAGCUGUUUGUGGAGUUCCGCCGCUUUGACGUCCUGUUUCCCAGGUUUGUCUACUCGGUGCUCUGGCCCCGGGAAUGGCGACACGUGGGCCGGCUACAGCGCCUGUUCCACAAGGUGCUCUCAGUGCGGCACAACCUGCAGAAGGAGGGGGUCAGCCGCUGGAUUCUGGACAUGCUGCAGCAGCUGCAGGCACUGGAGGUGGCUCCGGCCAUGCAGGACAAGUUCAACUUCAUGAUGCUCUGGGCCUCCCAAGGGAACACGGGGCCUGCCUCUUUCUGGGCCCUCAUGUUCCUCCUCAAGCACCCGGAUGCCAUGCGGGCUGUGAAGGAGGAAGCCACCAAGGUCCUGGGGAAGGCCAGCCUGGAGGCCACGCAGUCCUUCUGCUGCGACCCUGGUGUUCUGAAACACACCCCGGUGCUGGACAGCGUGAUGGAGGAGUCCCUGCGCCUGGGGGCUUCGCCCACUCUCCUCCGGGCAGUGCAGGUGGAUUUCAACCUGAAGAUGGCCAGUGGGGAGGAAUACCUGCUUCGCCGUGGAGACAAGGUGGCCAUCUUCCCCUACCUGUCAGUCCAGAUGGACCCGGAAAUCCACCCCGAGCCCACCAAGUUCAAGUACGACCGCUUCCUCAACCCGGAUGGCAGCCGCAAAGUGGACUUCCGCAAGAGGGGCAAAAAGAUACCAUACUACAACAUGCCGUGGGGGGCGGGCGUCUCCAUGUGCCCCGGGAGGCACUUCGCCCUCAGCGAAAUGAAGCUCUUCAUCCUGCUCAUGGUCACCUACUUUGAGGUGGAAAUGGUGGAUCCGGACGCACCCGUGCCCCCGGUGGACCCCCGGCGCUGGGGCUUCGGCACCACCCAGCCCAGCCACGAUGUGCGCUUCCGCUACCGCCUGCGGUCUGCUGAGUGAGCCUGGCCAGCUGCGCCUGCCACAGACCUGGCCACGGGGGCUCCCUGGGGUGUCCCACCUCGUCCAGC